CCGCGAUGGCGCCCCUGGGAUCAUGCUGUCUGGGGCGGCGCGCCCCACCGCCCCUAUCUUCCUACGCUACUGGCCUGACCUAACCUUGAUGGUUGUGGGUCUCGCUGAGGCCCUGAAUGUUCCCAUAGAUGUGCUGUCCAAUUAGGGUUAUACAGGGCAUAUGCAUUCCUAUGGCCAGAGUCACCUGAAUACAAUAAACUUUUUAAACAUUUCAACCUGCAUGGCAUAGAUCAGUUGCUGACUGACACCUGCCACCCAAUAAAACCCUCAAGAUAAUAAUAAUAAUAAUAAUAAUAAUAAUAAUAAUAAUAAUAAUAAUAAUAAUAAAUUUCUAUUUAUACCCCGCCCUUCCCGGUUCAGAAACCUGGGCUCAGGGCAGCUAACAACAAAUUUAAAACACUUAAUUGUAAUACAACAUAAAAGCAGCAUAAAAUACAGUAUAAAAGCAUGAAUAACAAUAAAGUUCAGAGUUCAAAAAUCAAUUUGGGGAAAAUCCAUCCAAUAAACAUUAGAUAGUCACCAGGGCUAGCUGACUAAAUUAGUCCUACUUGGGCCAGUGAGGAGGCCAGGGGAGAAUUAGCUGUGGGGUCCCAGAGUGGGUAAUCAUAAAAAGGGGAGGGGAAGAGAGAAGGGAGAUAAAAUAUCUGGCUGAGUUCAUAUUAAAGGCCAGGCAGAAUAGCUCUGUCUUACAGGCCUAGCGGAAGGUUAAGUCCUGUAGACCCCUAGUCUCAUGGGACAGAGCAUUCCACCAGGUCGGAGCGAACACUGAAAAGGCCCUGGCCCUGGUGGAUAAUAGUCUGACUUCCUUAGAUAAGGGCCCCUGGCCCUUUCUAUAAUAUGCAGCCUUUCCUGUGCUCUGAAGACACUGUCUUAAAGGCCUUUGCAAAGACCUAGUGAGCCUUGAGGUAUCAGGAAGAAACCCAACAGAUUCAGGGAAGCCUUGUGUUGCACACUGGCACUAGAAUCUAGCAAUGUCCUUUGUAUACACCUGGGAUGUAUAUACUGUAUAUAUUUUCCCUAAGGGCUGAGCAAAAGGUCAUCUGGCAUGGUUUCUAACCAUCUACCAAGGGUGUUUAUUUCUUUGCAUGGAAGCUAAUACUCUAACAUUGUGCUACCCCUUCACUUCAUUGCCAGCUGGAAAUGGGUGAGAACAGUACUCUACUUUUUUGGUGUCCAUGGAGUGUGAUUACUGUAACCUGACCUUGCAAACUUUUAGAAUUAAGCCAGUCAGCUAGGGAAUCUGAACCCCGGGAGCAAAAAAUAGUCCUUCACACCUUCCUUCCUGCCCCUUAGGAUUCUGUCCUGCACCAGGCCAUCACCCAUAUGCCACACUGACCUUGAAUUAUUUGGCCUGACUAAAAUAUGUUAUUGAACUGUGAUGAUGUCUUCUGUUUACCAGGUUGGAGAGAUGUGUGUUGUAGAAACUACUGACUUUGCGUGGCUUGAGCUUUGCCUACACCUCAGCAAUGCAGGUCACAUGGUCACAUGCAUCACUCUGCCCACUUUUGCAUCUGGACCCACCCAGCACUGCCAUACAGUGCCUGAACAGUUGCCCAUGAAUGUGCAUCUCUAGACUGGAAUCUAGAUAACUAUAAUUCACAAAAUAAUAUGCCACUGAAAAUUCUGAUAUGACAGACAGCCGAGACCAGUUUCCGCUCCAUGUUCUAAAUUCUUUCCUUUGCAUAGAUUUCACAAAGAAUAGGGUUGUUAGUUCAGAAUAUAUAUAGCUUUUGUAUAUUUUAAUUGCUGUAAAACACAAUUGGAUUUUUUUAUUCAAAAAGGCAUCUAAUAAAUUUAAUAAACUAAACUAAGCUACUAACAAGGAGAAGGAGCCAGAAACAAAGAACUCAAUUUGAUUUGUAGGACAGAGCAGGAAAUAAGGUAGACAAAUAUGCUGAUGCCCUCUAUGAUAUCAUGAAAAAUGCUCUGCGGGGAUCAAAGGGCAGGAGGCUUUUUUAUUUUUGAAGUCGUGAUGCUGUGGGCUUGGAGUUGGCUCUGAUUGGACAGACUGAUGCCUGUCUUCGGAAAUCAGAGUAAUCCUAGCUGAUUUUAUCCCACUCCAGUUCCCUAAAUCUGCUGCUGUUGCUGCUCUACGAGGGGAUUAAAGGGCCGGCAGUGGAUUACGUAGAUACUGCUGCUUCUGCUGUUUCCAGAGUUCCCCUCCUAGUCUGUCAUUCCUGCAGGGCACAGAAGUUGGAUGUCCAUUAUUGCCCUUCACAGCCAUGGGGUGGUGGAUCUCUUUGAGUCGCCCCAUCUGACUUGAACCUAGCAGAUUCAAGUGCCAGUUCCUUCAGGGAGCUGUAGCCUGUUUGGAGAGGGGUGGGGAAGAGAAGCGAUGCCACAACACAAUUACGAUAGGAUGAAGGCUUAGGUGUUCCCCGUUUUUCGCUCUCCCACCCUUACCCCAGCAGAACACCAUGCUGGGGACUGCCUACCUGAUGCCAGGAGGACCAUCCUAAGGGAAGGAAACAAAGUCAAGGAUCCCUGGUCUAUGCAAUUGAUCUUGCUGCUGAUAGUUUUGGUGUGGAGGAUGCUGCCAGGUGGCCUCCUGUGGCUUUUUCUCUCACUCGCCUGCCUCCUGCCCUUCACCAGGUCCCAGACAAAGAUACCACUCGAAACAGUGAAGUCCUGGUCUGAUGCCUUUGGUGGGGACUUAUAUUACAUAGUCACAAAGUAUUCUGGCUCUCUUUUAUUACAAAAGAAGUAUAAAGAUGUGGAACCAACUCUGAAGAUCAAAGUGGUGGAUGGCUUGGAGCUGGUGAAGAAGUUCUCAGAAGAGAUGGAAAGCAUGUUGGGGAGAAAAGUAGAAGCUGUUGAGCGUUUGGUUGAGGCAGCAGAAGAUGCAGAUUUGUAUCAUGAGUUCAAUUCCUCAUUGGAGAUUAAUUAUUACAAUGCUGUUCUCAUUAACGAAAAGGAUGAUAAAGAUAAUUAUGUGGAGCUUGGUGAUGAAUUCAUUCUGGAACCAAAUGAGCAUUUCAAUAACCUUCUGGUGAACACAACAUUAAGUGACAUACAGCUUCCAACUAAUGUUUACAACAAAGACCCUGAUAUUUUGAAUGGGGUUUAUAUGUCUGAAGCACUGAAUUCUGUUUUUGUGGACAAUUUUGAAAGAGAUCCAACUCUCACCUGGCAAUACUUUGGUAGCUCUACAGGAUUCUUCAGACUCUAUCCAGGAAUAAAAUGGACACCAGAUGAAAAUGGGGUCCUCUCCUUUGACUGCCGAAAUCGAGGCUGGUACAUCCAGGCUGCUACAUCACCCAAAGAUAUUGUCAUUGUGGUGGACAUCAGUGGGAGCAUGAAGGGUUUGCUCCUGUCUAUUGCCAAACACACCAUUGUCACAAUUUUGGACACGCUGGGAGAGAAUGACUUUGUUAAUAUUAUUGCCUACAAUGAUUAUGUUCAUUAUGUUGAAUCCUGUUUCAAGGGGAUCCUGGUUCAAGCAGACAGAGAUAACAGAGAGCACUUCAAGCAGCUGGUGGAUGAGUUGCAAGCAAAAGGAGUUGGGACAGUUAAUAAAGCCCUGACAGAAUCCUUCAGAAUCCUGAGGGAGUUCAGAAAUGCUGGUCAAGGAGGUCUUUGUAACCAAGCCAUCAUGCUGAUCACUGAUGGAGCUAUGGAAGAUUACGAAUAUGUCUUUGAAAAGUUCAACUGGCCCGAUCGUAAGGUACGGGUUUUUACAUAUCUUAUCGGGAGGGAAGUCAGCUUUGCACAGAAUGUGAAAUGGAUAGCGUGUAACAACAAAGGGUACUACACACAGAUAUCAACUUUGGCUGAUGUCCAGGAGAAUGUAAUGGAAUACUUGCAUGUACUCAGUCGACCAAUGGUUAUCAACCACGAUCAUGACAUCAUAUGGACUGAAGCCUACAUGGACAGUGCGCUCUUUGCAUCUCAAGCCCAAAGCCUCUUGCUUAUGACAACGGUGGCUAUGCCAGUUUUCAGCAAGAAGAAUGAAACGAGAUCUCAUGGCAUUCUCCUGGGUGUGGUAGGCUCAGAUGUUCCUUUGAGAGAACUCCUUAAGCUGGCUCCACGAUACAAGCUGGGUGUCCAUGGAUACGCCUUUCUGAACACGAACAAUGGCUACAUUUUGUCUCACCCGGACCUCCGGCCAUUGUAUAAAGAAGGGAAAAAGCUAAAGCCCAAACCAAACUACAACAGUGUUGAUCUUUCUGAGGUGGAAUGGGAAGACGUGGAUGAAACUCUGCGAACAGCAAUGAUCAAUGGGGAAACAGGUGACCUCUCAAUGGAUGUGAAGGUGCCUGUAGAUAAAGGGAAACGAGUUCUCUUCCUCACUAAUGACUAUUUCUUUACUGAUAUCAGCGGCACACCCUUUAGUCUGGGAGUCGUUCUAUCGCGAGGGCACGGUGAAUACAUCCUGCUUGGGGACACUUCAGUGGAAGAAGGUUUACAUGAUCUGCUGCAGCCAGACUUGACUUUAGCCAAUGAAUGGAUUUAUUGCAUUACAGAUAUUGAUCCAGAUCACAGGAAGCUGAGUCAAUUAGAGGCCGUGAUCCGUUUCCUCACAGGAGAAGAAGCUGACCUGGAAUGCGAUGAAGAAUUAGUUCAAGAGGUGCUGUUUGAUGCUGUAGUAACAGCACCCAUGGAAGCCUAUUGGACAACAUUAGCACUCAACCUGUCUGAUGAGGCUGAAGGAGGGGUGGAUAUGGCCUUUAUGGGAACUCGGGCUGGUCUUAUGAGGAGUGCCCUCUAUGUUGGAACUGAGAAACUUUCUAACAGGAAGUUCUUGACCCGUGAAGAUAAGGAGAGCAUCUUCACCAUGGACCACUUCCCACUUUGGUACCGGCGAGCAGCUGAACAUCCCCCAGGAAGCUUCAUUUAUAGCAUUCCUUUUGAAGACCCUUCAGAAGGAGGUCUGCCUGAGGCGGUAACUGUGAGCACUUCUGUGGCUGUGACUGUAGGUGGGAAGACAGCAAUCGCUGCAGCUGUGGGUGUGCAAAUUAAACUAGAAUUUCUUCAGCGCAAGUUUUGGAUGGCUACACAGCAGCCCAAUGACACUGAUUGCAGUGAUGUGGAUGGUCUGUGUCCCUUGAACUGUCAAGAUGACAAUCUGAACUGCUUUCUCAUUGAUAAUAAUGGAUUCAUACUCAUUUCCAAAGCCUCCAAACAGACCAACAAAUUUUUGGGAGAAGUGGAUGGCUCUGUUAUGGCCCAGCUCAUAAACAUGGGAAUGUUCAAACAGGUGAAAAUGUACGACUACCAAGCCAUGUGUAAAAUGCCCCACCACCACCAUAGUGGUGCGCGCCCUCUUCUCAGUCCAGUUUAUGCCUUAUUAGGAGCAGUAAAGUGGCUGAUAACUGACUUCCUCAUAUUCUUUCUGGAGUUCAACCUAUCUGGCUUCUGGCACACAGACAAUUUGGCAGAUGCCAAGUCUGUUUUCCACCACGCUCACAAGCACAAGAAGCACGACAUGCUACAACCAUGUGACACAGAAUACCCAGUGUUUGUAUAUGAACCUGCCAUCAAAGAGACCAAUGGGAUUAUUGAAUGCGGAGACUGUCAGAAGAUGUUUGUGGUGCAGCAAAUUACCAACAGCAAUCUCCUGCUCCUGGUUGUAGAUGCUGUAUGUGACUGCAGCAGCUUUCCACCUGUCCUACUGCAACCUAAAGAAGUCAAAUAUAACGCGUCAGUGAAAUGUGACAGGAUGCGCUCCCAGAAGCUGAGGCGGCGACCAGAUACCUGCCAUGCAUUCCAUCCCGAGGAAAAUGCCCAGGACUGUGGAGGAGCGGCUGAGAUUUCUGCCUCAUUAGCCCUGCUCUUCCUUCCUCUGGGAACCACAGCACUUCUCUUGCGGUGACAAGGCCCAUCAAAGUCCUUAUUUUGGACCAGAAAGGCAAAUGCUCUAUUUUGAGGACCAUGCUACUUGGGCAUUUAAGACAACUGCUGCAUGCCAGAGCAUGUGGACAAUGCCACAGAGGCUCAGGAACUUCUUCGGCUCCAUCCUCCCAAGGAACUUGCUAGCUGUGUUGUGUUUGGAAGUGGGGCUUCCUUUCUUCAAGGAGCUUGCAACUGAGGGUGGGGCACCUAUGGCUAUGAACCAAACAGGCUCACCAAGCUGUGUGAUCUCACAGCUCACCCUCCCUGCCUUAGCAGUAUGGAAAAGUUUACACUGGUGAGGGAAAGGCCUGGAACAGUAGAUGGCAUUUGCCGAAUGGAUGGACUUAACCUAUAACUUACCCUAGCUGCAAAAUGGAAACAGUCAGUACUAUCUGCUAAAGAGAAGCAUCUCAUAAUCACCUUUCUUUUAACUUAACAGACACCUGGGCAGUUCUGCAGGAGAGGCAGGAAUGUCACCUUCUUAGAGAACAUAAUGAUCAUCAACAGAGAUUCUUUUCUAUUGUUGUCAAGGAACUGGAGAACAAUAUUGCCAAGCCAGGCUUUGGCAGGGAUUUCUGUAUCCAGCAAUGAGUUCUUGCAACUCUGCCUACUGCAGACAUAAGCUCUUCUAAGGCUACACAGAGAGCUUUCCUCUAAAAUAGCUGAUUCAGACAAUGAUUAGAUUUAUCAGCUUGAUGUGAAAAUAGCUCCACGUGUUCUAUUUCAAGAGGCAUGAUGCAUUAUGGGGAGCGGUUGCAGGUUGAGAAUUUCAUCUGAAACCUUGGAUAGCUACUACCAGCCAGUGUAGACAGUACUGAGCUAAAAGGAAUAACGUUUCUACGGUAUGUUUCUGUGUUAUUAAGGCAAGCUUAAACUCUAGCCUUAGCAAUAUUCCUUCUGUCCAUACCUCUCAAGUUCCCUCAGCUUCACAACACUGGACAAUGAGUUUAGCCAUAAUUCCCUUGCAUAGGUUACAAAAUUACCAGUGUUAAACAUGGCAAGGCUAAGUGUGCACAUUAGCUUUGUUAGACACAAUUGUUAAAAGCAGACAUUUUUGGGAAGUCUACAGAUGCACAGGAAAUAAUAUGACUGUCACUUUGCAGUUCCUACUCUAUCCUGCAAUAUUAUUUUGCCAGACAUGCUGAUGGCUUCAUGGAUGCACCAGCUGUAUAAUACAAUCUUUAUUAGUUUUCAGGGAAGAAAGUAACCACUUGGAGAUGUGCUAAUACAAUGUGAAAUUUCUCUCAACUUUUGAAAGCCAUUUUGCCUUAUGUAUGCAUCUAUGGGCAAAAUUUUCACCACACCUGAAGUUUUUGUUUCUGGAUCCCAGUAGUUUAUGUGCCAGGCGUGAGCUGAUGGUUGGAUAGCCAAGACCUCAGAAAUGGAGAAAGCAAGCAUAGGAAGGAAGCCAUAUUACAGGACUGCUGGUAUGUAUUUCCUUGACACGACUAGCAUUUCAAUAAGCAAGUCCUACUCUCAAAUCCCCAAGAGAUUUGUGACAGUACAGAAGUUGUUGAACUUUUGCUUUUGUUUUUGUAAUAUGUGUUUGACAUUUGACCUCUUUUUAAAAUAUGACAUUUUCAUUAUAUUUUUGUUUCAUGUCUUUCUUGGUUGUCAUACACAAUAUGCCACAGGUCAUACUUGAAUUAUGCUGAAAAUGGACCCACACUUACAUUCACAAGUAAAUGUGCUUAGAUGUAUUUACAAUAUUUCAGUAUAGUGUAAGAGCUUCACAUUGUCAAGCAGACCUUGAUAUAUGUGCACAUGGUCUGUUGAGAAAAAAGUGCAAAAAAACCCCCACAAAACAUCUGGAAGGGGUAAUGAUUCUCUACUCUUGGUUCAAAAACAUGGAAGAACAGCUUUCACCAUUAAAUGUAACACAAACCAAUUUCUAUAUUUCCAGGCCUCAUUCCCAUCCAGUUCUUAUAUGAUCAUGAAUGAGACUAAAAAGACAACACCCAUCAAGCCUCCAUUGCAUUUGCUCUUUUUAUUAGAAGUUAAGAAUACAACAAGUAAUGAGAUCCCAUUGCCUGGAGACCCCAAUCUUCAAAGUCCAAGAUGUGCUUUGUCGCCUCCAACAGUAAGCAAUUUUUUAAAAAAUAAAAUACUGAACAAGGCCACUAGUUAAUGGGAAAAGAAAGCUGUAAUUCUGAACUAUACUAUACUGAAAACCUGCACACACAAAGAAAGCGAACCUCCGAUUGCUGAGAGUAAGGCAUUCAGGUGCCAACCUGGGAAGAAGUCUCAGCAAGCACCACGGAAAAGUGCACAGCUAAGCAGUUUUUCUUAUUGGGACACAAAAAAUGUCCUAAACAGAUACCAAAGGGGUAGAAGUGGAGGGUGUGUUUUUGUACAGGUUGUGUGCUGUAGGACCAGGUUGUAAGAAACCCUUUCUGGGAGUGAGCAUGGCAUCCCCAAACUUCGGCCCUCCAGAUGUUUUGGACUACAAUUCCCAUCAUCCCUGACCACUGGUCCUGUUAGCUUGGGAUCAUGGGAGUUGUAGGCCAAAGCAUCUGGAGGGCCGCAGUUUGGGGAUGCCUGAUCUAGAAUGGGGAGGUGCUAUUUCUGCUGCUAAUACAGAAGCAGCCAGUUACCACUACUCUCUCAAAAAAAGUGCUUUUCAAGAUAGGUAGAUCUGAGUCCGAUAUGUAUUAGCACUUUCCCCAUCAGACAAACCAUCCUUCUUCCAGAUGGCUACAUUUACCACUGGGAAGGUUAAAUCAUCACUGGCCUUCCUGUUCCAUUAAAGGGGUUCAAUUAAUACUGUUCUGUAUUUUAGUAUGGGAUUGAACAAUCAGAAGUGUUAGGGUGCCAUUCUGGCCUAUCUGCAUUCAGCCCAUCAGGAUCCUACCCAGGAUAUACACAUCUGAAGUUGCCUACAAGCACCCAUUAAGCACCUCUUGUAGGUCUAAACACUAAGGUUCUGUUUUGAGAGUGGGAGACAGAAAAGACAGAAAGACCAACCUCCUUCUAAUAAUCAAAAAAGCAGUUUAAAAUGUGACAAAUUCUAUCAGCCCCCAACACUUGUAGUUAAUUAUACUAUGGGGCAAAGGAACCGCCCCCACUGUGAGUAUUCAAAAACACAAAUUCUACACUGUGUCAAACAUUUCUCUCCAGCUCUUAACAUGCCUCACCUGCCUAGCAGGAGAAAACAGCAACUACACUUCUUGCCCGACUGAGUAUUCUGCUUAGUGAUAAUUUGCCCUUCUCAGAAUGUACGGCUACCCCACAAGCAGUUAAGCUAUCUGGGGAAGUGUUUAAAGAGGCAAGCUUCUCUUGGGUACCAAGCACUCUUUU
Molecule: messenger RNA, 9129 nt
Organism: Zootoca vivipara (common lizard)
Lineage: Eukaryota; Metazoa; Chordata; Lepidosauria; Squamata; Lacertidae
Source: RefSeq, a predicted model, not a curated record